UCUCUCGCCAGUUGUGUUUGGUUCAAUGCAAACGAUCCCUUUCGUGCUUGUUGUGGGUGUCUGAGAUGUUGCCCAUUGCUUUAUCUUUUGGGCAUAUUUGGUUAAUUGCUGAGAAGGUUCUUCCCAUAUUGAAGCAAAUUAGGUUUCUUUAGUUUAUCUUAUUCCAUAUAGGAUGCAGCUUGACGAACGGAUGCUGAACAUUUGCUUUCAAUCUUUAACUAAGGACUAUGGGGACCUUCUUUAUAUUGCUUGUCGUUGGGAGAAAUGUAAUGCUCUACCUGCCUUCUUAAGUGGGGAAAGGAGCUAAACCUAUGCUAAUUUGCUGCUGCAGUUUUUGUCGUUCAGAUCCUACCUUUUGUUGCCGCUUGCUCUAAAAAUGAUAACACAUACUUUGAGAGCAGAUAAGUUUUCGGAUAUCGGUUUCGUGCCAUGUAAAAGGUUCCCUAUAUCUAUUCUUCCUUUUAAUCUCUGACUGGAACUUGCCACUGAAUGUUUUGAUCAUAUUUCCCUAAUUGACGUGGAUCAUUUAAAUCUGACUAUUACUACCAAGUAGUUGCAUAACAUGAUGCCUCUACAAACUGAGGAAGUCUAGGAUUUCUGUGGUUUGGUGAGCUGCUUUGGAGAAUAGAUGGCUCAUUACUGCCCCCUACAGUGUCUGGUCGAUUUUAAUUGUAGUCUGUGUCUUUAAAUUCUUGUAUUUAGUCCUUUUAAAGAUCUUACAAUCACAUUUUCCGUUGUUAUGUUGAUGGUGGUAUCUUGACAGUUUAAUGCUUUCAAGUGAAUUGCCACUGUGUUUUCGUAUUUGGAUAGGAGAUCUCUGCCCUUUUUUAGACCUAACAAGAUAUUUCUGAUGAGUCAAGAUUCCUGAGACUGUGCUCAAAUCUUUUUCCCAGCUGGUUAUGUUCAUAAAAUGUUGUCGUGUUUCCUCCAGUUUUUGUGUUGUUUAUGGUACAAUCUAUAUCCGAUUGUCUAUGCUGGUGUGUUAUCAAGUCGUAUCUGAUGGGGAAAAGUGAUUAAUUGCAAAUCCAAAUAAGUCCCUUUAAUCUCUGCCUGCCACUUUAUUGGACCAAUAGUAAGAAUUAAAAGAAGCUUCAGUUUGGAAAUUGCAGAUGGGUAAAUGAGCUUUGGCUAUAAGGGUUCUGCUCACAGUAAGCAUUUUUGUGAGCAGGAUAAUUUGAUCUUAGAAGGGGCAUUGAUGGCUAAUCCACAUUCAACGAACUCAAUCGUCUCUUUCGGUUCAUCGGAACAAAGGGGAACAGAUAUGGCAGAUGCUAUCCCGGCUCUGCAAUCUCCUCUGGGUUGCCAAAACUGGAGUAGCUCUGACGGUCCAGUAGCUAUCCUUUGGGACAUCGAGAAUUGCCCUGUUCCAAGUGAUGUCCGUCCCGAAGAUGUAGCUGGUAAUAUCAGAAUGGCUUUGCGUGUGCAUCCCAUAAUUAAUGGAGCUGUCAUGACAUUCUCUGCCUAUGGAGAUUUCAAUGCUUUCCCAAGGCGUCUAAGAGAAGGAUGCCAAAGAACCGGUGUAAAGCUUGUCGAUGUUCCAAAUGGGAGGAAAGAUGCUGCUGAUAAGGCUAUCUUGGUUGACAUGUUCCUGUUUGCGCUAGACAAUCCUCCACCAUCAUCUAUAAUGCUCAUAUCUGGAGAUGUCGAUUUUGCCCCUGCUCUCCACAUACUCGGGCAACGUGGAUACACCAUAGUCCUCGUUAUCCCUUCUGGUGUAGGUGUUUCCUCUGCUCUCUGCAAUGCUGGUAAGUUUGUGUGGGACUGGCCUUGUGUAGCACGUGGGGAAGGGUUUGUUCCCCCGGCUAAGGUUAUAACUGCCCCACGUGGAGGACAAUGUGACAUCGCAGGAUACUUCAUGGGGUGUCACAUUACUGAAUACCAGGACUGUACUAAUGAGGAGGAAGCAAUUGUGUACAGGGGGAUUUCACAUAGCUACUGCAACUCAAGGGACUAUUCAUUAAUAUCGCAGUCCUUAUCCGAGUACAACAGCACAACUAUUGGAAUGCCUUGUUUUGCCUCAACAUCAAGAUCUCAUAGUCUUCCAACUGGUUUGAAUGAAGUUGCGGCUGGAGGACCGAUUUCUUUGGCUGAUCAAAAUGAUUCAACAUUGUUUGUACAGCCAGGGGAUCUGAAUGGACUCAAAGGGCAGCUUGUAAAGUUGCUAGAACUUUCCGGAGGAUGUUUGCCUCUGACCCGUGUGCCUGCAGAGUAUCAAAAGGUUUUUGGUAGGCCUCUCUAUGUGUCUGAAUAUGGUGUAUUUAAGCUUGUGAAUCUUUUCAAGAAGAUGAAUGAUGCAAUGGCCGUGGAGGGAAAAGGCCAAAAGAAGUUUGUCUAUCUCCGCAACUGGAAGGCAGGACACAGUGCACCUGCUUUGGUUUUGACAAAGAAAGAUAAGAAAGGAAAAGGGCCUCAGGAAGAGACCGACGCCAUUGUGGGUGCCGGCUCUUCAGAUGAGUUAUCAGAUGAAGAGCAACUGGAAUGUGAAGAGAGGAGCGUCCAAGGGAAGACUAGCGCCAGAAGCGGUUCCCCAUGUGACCUUGAUGCUCGAAGUCUUGAGCAGUUCAAGCAUGAGCUGCAAGAGAUUCUAGUAAGCUAUUCAUGUCGCAUUUUCUUGGGUUGCUUCGAGGCAAUAUACAAACAACGUUAUAAGAAACCGCUCGAUUACCAAAAGUUUGGUGUGGAUGGGCUGGAGGAGCUCUUCAAGAAGUUUGGGGAUGUGGUAACCUUGCAUGAAGAACCUCUAAGCAAGAGGAAAUUCUUGGCGGCAGCUGGAUGCUAGGAGAACAAGAUGCCUGUCAAAACUCUUGUAAACUACAUUAGUUUUAAGUUAACCGAACCAUGCUUACGAUCCUGAAAUUUCCUCUUUUUUCUUUUCAUUCUUCCUUCUUUUUUGUCCUUGGGUGUCACCCGAAAGU
Molecule: messenger RNA, 2915 nt
Organism: Rhodamnia argentea
Lineage: Eukaryota; Viridiplantae; Streptophyta; Magnoliopsida; Myrtales; Myrtaceae
Exons: 2
Coding region: 1118-2779 (553 amino acids)
Biological process (GO): regulation of gene expression
Cellular component (GO): peroxisome
Molecular function (GO): RNA nuclease activity
Source: RefSeq, a predicted model, not a curated record